AUGUGCACCUUCAUUCGAAUGAUGAGAAUGAACAAUUUCGCCGUCACGUUGAUGCGUCAGCGCAAUGACAAUGAUGCAGCCAAAACGAUUCUCCGGACUCUCGAGCUGUUGCGAGAAACUGCAUCUGGCUUCAUUCCAUCCACGAGUGAGCUAGAAAGGUGGAGGUUGAUGGGGGAGGUCGUAUCUGUCGUGUUAAGUAACGCUUUCGUCAAUGAAUUAUGUGGCGCCGUUGACGGGGUCGAUAGCUCUACUCCAGCUUUCUACUCUCGGGCUAUGAUUUUUUCGGUGGAUUCGAGAAGAAUUGCAACACCAACAUCUGAGAAUCUUGCCACAAUUUCAAUGGUCCUUCUGUUCAAUGCAGCACUUGCUCUUCAGAGGGAUGGUUUACGUACUGGACAGAGUAGUGUUGUUCAACAAGCUCUUCCUGUUUAUAUGAAAAUAAUCGGUAUUCUUGGGCCAUUGGAUCUACACGGCUCACACAUUCCAGAUACCCUCAAAACAAUCAGCCUGGCAACAAGCGUCAACAUUGCUCACGUGCAUCUCGAGUUUUACAAUCGAUUAGAGGCAAAAAUUUGGCAGACCCAUUUUUCUGUUGCCUUUCAGUGCAUGGAAAGAUCGCACAUGAAUUUCGAUGACUUUGCGAUUUUUGCAAUGAACGCAUUCGUCUUCUCAAUAGAGGGAGGUGUUGGAUUUCUUACCGCCGCAGCUGCAUAA
Messenger RNA from Phaeodactylum tricornutum CCAP 1055/1, 714 nucleotides. RefSeq lists its product with no specific name. Bases 1 to 714 code for a protein of 237 amino acids. The transcript has a single exon. The record is from RefSeq and is a predicted model, not a curated record. Lineage: Eukaryota; Bacillariophyta; Bacillariophyceae; Surirellales; Neidiaceae.